Molecule: messenger RNA, 513 nt
Organism: Juglans regia (Persian walnut)
Lineage: Eukaryota; Viridiplantae; Streptophyta; Magnoliopsida; Fagales; Juglandaceae
Exons: 1
Coding region: 56-418 (120 amino acids)
Source: RefSeq, a predicted model, not a curated record
UCAGCCAUUUUUCUGAUCUCUAUCUCACCGGCCAUUCAAACGUAAAGACGAUAAUAUGUUUCUUUUUACCGCCAUAUUCACCCGCCUGACUACCUCUUCUCGGUGGCCAUUCCUCGUCUAUGCUGCCACCUGGACAGCUAUACUCUCCGUGGUGGUGGCGGUGGCGUCUUUCGCUCCGGAGGUUGCCUUCGUGUCUGCCAUAUCUUCGUCCUCUUCUUUCUCGACAGCGUGCGAGACGGACGGAUCCGUAAGAGUGCCGUUGGAUGUGCCGGGAGAGACCCUGUGCUUACCGGCCAACCUGUUCAGCAAGUCUAAGAUUGAUUUCAUCGUUCCUCCGGUCUUUGCGGCGGCGGUCGUGGCUGCGUCUGCUUGCUUGGUCCGGGCAAUGUGCCUUUGGGAUGACGAUGAAACCUAUUAGUUCUAAAAGUUUUGAUACUUUGCAAUUUGCUUCAUAAAUAUACUGCUUAUUGUAAAGAUUAACGCUAGCGCGCUCCUAAUAAUUUAUAUCAAUCG